CAUACAUAUUCAGAAUUAACAAUAUAUUAAGACUUAAUUAUUAUUGUAUGAUAGGCUAUUAAUUAUAAAAUUACGGUUGUUACAUUAAUAAGAAGAAAAAUCAAUGUGUUCAAUCAGAGAUUUUUUCCCUAUUGAAUACAGAUCCAGUGGAGUCAAACCAAAGAAAAAUUUUAUUCAAGAGAAUAAGAGAUAUGUGACUAAAUUAGCAAAAAGUACUCAAUCGUCAAAAGAAAAUAUAAAUUCAUCAAAUAAAUUACCAUGCACUAAUAUUCAGAAUUUUAAAUUGAGACAAGGACCAAAUAAAGAAACCAUCCCAGAAAACUCGAAAAAAAUAAUCAAAUCUAUAGAUUUAGAUAAAAUUGAUGCCAGUAUUAGAUCAAUUCGUUCUGCAAUAGCUCAAACUAAGAUUACUCAAAAUAAAUUAGGAAUCAAAAAUGUCGAACAAUUUUCUUUGGCUUUUAAAGAUCAAGCUACGCAAACAGUUAAUUUACAUGAAAUAGAAGAUAAAAUAAAAGAUAACAGUAACAAAUACCCAACAUCAGAAACUUCAGAUAUGGCUAAAAUUAUUCAAACAAAACAUGUUAACACCAUUUCUGUGCAAACUGAAAGUUCUGAAUCAGAAUAUUCUAAUUGUACGUCUAAAAAGAAUGUAAAGUCUAUACAUCAACAUGAUGACAUAAAUUCUAAAAAGAACCAACCAAUUUCAGUUAAACUUAAAGAAAACAUAAUAAGUCAUCAUAAACCUGGAGAGAUACCAAAAUACCUGAAAGAUAGAAAAGCACUGAAAGAAAAAAAUGAGAAAGAAACGCAAAAAAAAUUGGCAAUUAGACGUGAAUUGGGUAUUGAUGAUCCAGCAUGUCCUCCUGGUCAUAUAUUAUUACCAGAAACUGAGCGUCUGGACCAUCUAACUAAAAUAAAAAAAGAUUACGAUCAAUUGAUUAUGAAAUUAAAUAUGUUGCCCAUCAGUUCAGAUUCAUAUAAAAUGAAAGAAAAACGUAGACAAAUAGAAAAAGAAUUGGAUCAAGUGCAAUUAGGUAUUAAACUAUUUUCUAAGGAGAAAUUAUACGUUAAGAUUAAUCAAAAUAUGGCUGCUUUUUACAAAUAGUUAAAGCUAUUUCAAAUUAAUAAAGCCAAUAAAUAAUUGUAUUAUAUUAUUGCUUUUCAAAACAUUAACUGUGAUUUGAACUGUCAAAUUAAUUCUAAGAAAUAUAUGUUAGUUACUAUCUGUUUAUUUUCUACCGCUUACUAUUGUUAUUUAAUUGUUUAGAAAUUCUGCUGUGACUU
Messenger RNA from Melanaphis sacchari, 1284 nucleotides. RefSeq lists its product as uncharacterized. The coding region runs from base 104 to 1105 and encodes 333 amino acids. The record is from RefSeq and is a predicted model, not a curated record. Gene Ontology annotation, cellular component: cytoplasmic microtubule. Lineage: Eukaryota; Metazoa; Arthropoda; Insecta; Hemiptera; Aphididae. The transcript is spliced from 6 exons.